AUGGAGAUCUUGAUCUUGAUCUUGAGGAUUUUUGGGUUUUCUGAGAUUCCCAAAAUUUUUGAAUUGAUCAAUUUAGUCUCUAUUAUAUACUUGGUCUUAAUAUUUGUGGGCUUCCAUGGUUUCGUACAGGGAUGGUUACUCACAGAAAAGAAACCUAACCCAAAAGAUAUUGCUGCCAGAGAUCGUUGGUUGGUCUCUCAGAAUUUUUGGGGAGUCUUAAAUACUGUUUCAAUUGACUUGGGAGGAGCAACAUUUGGGAAUGUGGUUUCAUUCAGUGAUGGACUACCUCACAAAGGUAGUGGCAUCCCAUAUUUCUACUUGGCAACUUUUGAUCCAUCUGCCAAAGAUGCAAUGAAAGAUGAGAGAAGUUCAUUCACUAUCAGCGAGUAUCCUCUUGGAACUUGUGGAAAGAUAGACCCUGAGAACUCCAGUUGUGCAAAAAUUACACUCACAGGAAAGUUGAAGCUAGUUGAUAAAAACUCUAAGGAAGCAGGAUUGGCUAAAAUCGCCUUGUUCUCAAAGCAUAAGGAAAUGAAGGAUUGGCCUAAAAAUCACAACUUCAGGUUCUACAAGUUGACAAUUGAGCAUAUAUUUUUGAUUGAUGGGGCUGGUGGUCCAAAUUCUCUCACACUAGAUCAGUACCUGCAUCCCAAAAAAUGA
This is a messenger RNA of Quercus lobata, 660 nucleotides long. RefSeq names its product protein CREG1-like. Lineage: Eukaryota; Viridiplantae; Streptophyta; Magnoliopsida; Fagales; Fagaceae. The coding region runs from base 1 to 660 and encodes 219 amino acids. The transcript is spliced from 7 exons. The record is from RefSeq and is a predicted model, not a curated record.